UGAUUGGUAAUGAUGAAAAGCAAUCCCUUUUCUCUCCUUUUCCUUUGCUCUCUCUUGGCAAACCUUUGCAGCCUUUAGACUUUGGCUUUGCCAUCUCACUUUACCCAUACCUUAUACCUAGCCAGCCAGCCAGCAAAGCUCAACAUCUCUCUCAACUGUGUCUCUUCACCUCAUUUCUUGAUAACCCCAUAAGAGAUUUGGAGUGUUAAGUUUCAAUCAUGAAGAGGUUCACCUUUUCUGAUUCUUCAACAACUUUGCUCUAUCCACACAAAGGUGAGUUUGUGGGGGGAAUGCUGGAAGGAUUGGAAUAUGAGGAAAGCAUGGAAGAGAUGAAUGUGAAGAAGAAGAGACUAAGUGCAGAACAAGUGAAGGCACUGGAACAAGUGUUUGAAGAAGACAGGCAACUUGACCCUGAGAGGAAGGUAAAGAUAGCACAAGAGACAGGGCUCCAGCCAAAGCAGGUAGCCAUAUGGUUCCAAAACCGCCGCGCCCGCCAUAAAACUAAGCAGAUGGAGAGGGACUACACCCUCCUCAAGGCUAACUAUGAAGCUCUUCACCUCAAUUAUACCAAAGUUGAACAAGAAAAAGAAGGCUUGAUUGCAGAGCUAAAAGGGCUAAAACAGAAGAUUGGAGAAGAAAAUAAUGCAGGGCUCCAUCACUCUGCUAAAGAACCUAUUACUAUCAAUUUAGGUUCCCAAAACCAAGAGCACAGAACAACCAAUUAUGCAGCAGCCUAUAAUACCUCCCAACUUUCACCAGAUAGUGAUGAUUCAAGUGGAGUCUUGAACAACAAUGAAGAUUGCAGCCUCAAUAUUCUGCAGUUAAUGCACAAAAUCUCAACCGUUGAUCAACGGUCGGAUUUCGCCAACGUGGAGGAUCGAUCUGGGGGCCUUGGCUGCACAGAGGAUUCUUGCAACAUCUUCUGUGUUGAUGAGGCACCUGAUGAGUUUUAUUGGUAAUGUAGUGAGCAUGCAGAGAAAUUAAAGUAGAGGUUAUUUAGCAGUUCAUAAUGGCAAUUCAAUAAAUUUAGCAUUUCUAGUAUUAAGCCAUCAAGAAGCUUAUGUUCAAGAGUUUAUUAGUUUCAAUGCUAAACUUUGGUUAACUUUUUACUAUUUAGAUUAAUACAAAUUAUACAUA
This is a messenger RNA of Ipomoea nil (Japanese morning glory), 1137 nucleotides long. Its product is annotated as homeobox-leucine zipper protein ATHB-5-like. Gene Ontology annotation, biological process: positive regulation of DNA-templated transcription. The record is from RefSeq and is a predicted model, not a curated record. Gene Ontology annotation, cellular component: nucleus. Bases 219 to 959 code for a protein of 246 amino acids. NCBI's taxonomy places the organism in Eukaryota, Viridiplantae, Streptophyta, Magnoliopsida, Solanales, Convolvulaceae. The transcript has 3 exons. Gene Ontology annotation, molecular function: sequence-specific DNA binding; DNA-binding transcription factor activity, RNA polymerase II-specific.